This is a messenger RNA of Andrographis paniculata, 3411 nucleotides long. Its product is annotated as putative late blight resistance protein homolog R1C-3. The transcript is spliced from 2 exons. The record is from RefSeq and is a predicted model, not a curated record. Lineage: Eukaryota; Viridiplantae; Streptophyta; Magnoliopsida; Lamiales; Acanthaceae. Gene Ontology annotation, biological process: defense response to other organism. The coding region runs from base 608 to 3238 and encodes 876 amino acids. Gene Ontology annotation, molecular function: ADP binding.
UCGAGCAAAGAGAAGGCGGAGGGGAAGCGCAGAGAAGACGGAGCAGAGUGGUGGGAAAGCCCCAACCUGGAGCUGCUUCUGGUUUUGAAAUGGAGUUUGGGGCUCUGUGGGAUUGAUUUGCUGAACAGUGCAGCAGCGGCAUUGGGCAGUUCUACAGUAGUUUCGCACUGGAGAUUGGAGGUUUUAGAAUUUGGGCGGGGUGGAGGGAUUGGAGAAAAACCCACCAAAUCUGGUGUGAUGGGUGUGCAGAAUGGUUUUCUGCACUGCUGCUUUUCUUGAUUUUUUGUUAGUUUCUGGAUGGAUGAUGGUGAGUGGGGGAGGGCUAGAAGAUAAAUUGUGGAAUUGGGGAGGACAAAGGGGAGAAGAAGGAAAGAUCAUAAAGAGCCAAAGUAGACACGAAACAAGACAUUAGAGAAUAGAAGAGAUGUAUUGAAGGUUGACAAUGACGACGAGCCUCUGUCGUCUCCGGCGGCCUCCAAUUCUUGAAUCGGAUGAAACAGAGGAGGAACUGUGUAUUGAGGGGAAGAUCCUUUCGUUGACAUUACAGUGCUGCAAUAUUGAUCUCUCUCUCUGUUUGUGAAGAAGAAGAAGAAGGAGGUUGCUGGAAAUGGCGUAUUAUGCUGCUCUUGCUUCUCUUGUGCACUUACUCGACGACAUAAUCCUUCAAUAUCCAAACUUCUUUCUUUGUAAGCACCCAAUCGUAAAAACUCUCCAUGAAAAGUUCAGCUCCCUGGAAGCAUUACUGCAAGAUUAUUCAUCCAAAGGCGACGAAGCCAGCGACAACGUGGAAGCACGCAUAAGAGAUGUGGCGUAUCGAGCGCAGGAUGUUAUUGAAAUUGAGAUCUCAGAUCAGAUCGAUACAAUUGGGAGAGAGCCAGAGUUCAUUACUAGUCAUGAACUUGCUGUGGAUGAAUUAUUGAAGGUGGAACAAGAUGUGGAUUCCAUUGUGAAAGAUCUGAAGGUGAUGACUGAAGAUCUGCAAGGAAAGAACAAUUCUGCUCCUACUGGUACGUCGACACCAACAUCAACUGACAUUACUACUAUGGUUGGAUUUGAGGAAUAUCUGAUCAAAAUUAAAGAUCAGCUCUGUGGGCAAUCAUCCCAACUCCAAGUCAUUCCUAUCGUUGGAAUGGGCGGAAUUGGCAAGACCACUUUGGCCAGAGCUGCCUUUGAUGAUCCGCUAUCUGUGUAUCAUUUUGAUCGUCGUGCUUGGGUGGUUGUGUCCCAACAUUACCAUGCAAAUGUGCUUUUUCUAAGCAUCUUAAAAUCCAUGGGUGUUAGCAAGGAUGAAUUCCAUAAAAAGGAAGAGGAAACCGGAUUCUUAGAGGAGCUUAUAUACAAACAUUUAAUAGGUCAAAGAUAUCUCAUUGUAAUGGAUGAUGUUUGGAAUACUAAAGUUUGGGAUGAUAUAAAGCAUGCAUUCCCAAAUGGUUCUCAUGGAAGUCGCAUCUUGUUAACCACUAGGUUGUUAGAUGUGGCAAAUUAUGUCCGUAGCUCGGAUUUUCUUUAUCAGGUACAAUUCCUAGAUGCGGAUGCAAGUUGGAGCUUACUUCGGGAGAAGGUGUUUGAAAAACAAGAUUGCCCUCUAGAAUUGGAAGAUAUUGGAAAGUCCGUAGCCAGGGAAUGUCGAGGGCUUCCACUAGCAAUCGUAGUUAUUGCCGGUGUCCUUUUAGACUCCCGGGCAACAAGACAUUGGGAAGAGGUUUCGAAGAAUGUGCGUUCAUUCUUGAAUAAAUCCGAGGAUGAACACUUGUCGAACAUUCUAUCUCUGAGCUACAAUCACUUGCCUCAUUUGCUCAAAGCUUGCUUGCUAUACAUCGGAAGCUUUCCUGAAGACUAUGAAAUCAAUGUGCGCAUGCUCGUAAGGUUGUGGGUUGCGGAGGGAUUCUUGAAAUUAAUCGAAGGAUGUGAAACCUUAGAGGAAGCUGCGGAAGAAUGCCUCAAGGAUCUAGUGAAAAGAAAUCUUGUUCUUAUCAUGAGGAAGAGGGCGAAUGGGAAAUUCAAGCUCUGCAUGAUGCAUGAUAUUUUGAGAGAUUUUUGUAGACGACGAGCUGUACAUGAAAGUUUCUUCCACGGGCUAGAUUGGGAAAGGUGUCUGCAAGUGUAUGAGUCCGUAACCGUAAGCAGCCCGGCCACAGAAUCAUCAUCAUCCUGUAAGCCUUGGGAAGAAUAUGGUGCCCGUAAACAUGUCCGGACGAUUCUAUGGUUUAAAGGAGUGAGGAUGAAAGAUGCCUCUUUCUUCGAAAAAAAUAGCUUGAGAUUGUUGAAGACAUUGUACGACGCAGAGCUUCGGGCUGCGGCACCAGCAUUCUCACGACAUUUUCAUGUCAAGUACAUCUCUCUGCGGAUAAAGUCGAGUAAAGAAUCCCUUCUUAGUACAAAUAUUUUCAAGCUCGAGAAUCUCCAAACCUUAAAUAUUUCUUGUUCUAAGUUUGCCUUGCGCCGCCCCAUCAUAGUGCCAACCGAGUUCUGGCAAAUGGUGCGACUAAGGCAUGUAACAUUUCAUCAAGGGGUGAUAUUGCCACCUGUUCCUGCGGACACAGACAUGCCUGUGCCUGUCCGAGUACUAGAACAUCUGCAAACACUCCAUCGAGUAGUUGAUUUCAAAUUCAGCAAGAGGGCUGUAGAAAUGAUUCCCAACCUCAGAAAAUUGAAAAUAUCAUGUUGUUCGAGAGACGGGAGUGCAAUCUGGGAGUUGCAUGGCCUCAGCAGUCUACUCCACCUGCACCGACUUGAGGAGCUUCGAAUUGAUCUUAUUUUCAUUUAUUCUCAUUCCAGGACUUCCUUGGGGAGCGACUUUGCCUUUCCACAGUAUCUCAACAAGCUAUCUUUGUCUGGUUGCGGACUCCCAUGGAAUAAAAUGACAUUAAUCAGAUCACUUCCGAGUCUGCAAGUGCUGAGGCUAAAAAUAAAUUCAUUCGAGGGAGAAGAGUGGGAGGCCAUAGAAGGGGAAUUCCAGCAGCUCAAGUUCCUGCAGAUGGAAUCUUUAGAGCUGAAGCAUUGGAGAGCAGACCACAUGCACUUCCCGCGCCUUCAAUGCCUCAAAAUCGAAGAGUGUAGCCUUUUAGAGGAGAUCCCCAUGGAAAUUGGGGAAAUUUCAGCACUGGAAUCCAUUACUGUAUAUAAUUGCAGCAGUGGAGUAGAGGAGUCUGCGAGGCUGAUUCUGGAAGAUCAACGAAGCCAGGGAAAUGAUGCGUUUCAAGUCAUUGUUCGCCGGUAUGCGUACAGCCACUGGUGAUUAAUUCAAAAUAGAUUCUGCAGGAGAUUAUGCGAAACUUGUUCCACAAGAACUAUUAAUCAUUUCCAUAUUGCAUACAGAUAUCGUACAUGUGAGAAAAACAAUUAACUUAUAUUUCAAAUGUAAGUAAUUAUUAUGCUGCUUUCGUCCCAAAUCAAAGGUUAUUUGUGAGA